This is a messenger RNA of Klebsormidium nitens, 1707 nucleotides long. Lineage: Eukaryota; Viridiplantae; Streptophyta; Klebsormidiophyceae; Klebsormidiales; Klebsormidiaceae. The record is from the annotation of a GenBank genome assembly.
AUGGCAAUCCACCUGCCGCGGUUGUCCCCGGGGUGGGCGACCCUGCUGCUGAACGUGGUGGCGCUGACGUACAGCACCAAUGGCGUCUUUGUCAAGAGCAUAGAGACCGCGGAGCCCAAGCCCCUUCCUAGCUUGGCCUGUGCUGUUCGCUUCUUCAUUGCUACAGCGGCCCUUGCAAUCCUCAGUCAAGUCUUCACUAGCAAACCUUGUACGAGAAACCCUGCUCUAAAAACCACAGCAGACGGCGAUAAAGAAUUCAUUGACGUGCCGCUGCGUGAAGUGCCACUCCCCUACAUACCGAGCAAACAAGUGGAGCUGAACACCCCGCGCAAUCGGCGGGGCGGCAGGACCCCGCUAGCCAAGCGGGGGGAGGAGGCAGACGCUCUUUUCGAAAUCUCUUUGGACAGCGCCAAGGGGAGCGUGCGGGCCACCGCUCGGCUGAGCCCCUUUGGCUGCGGCCCAGGGGGGUGGCAUCACGACUCUGCCACACCGCUUGGGGUUGCCCCCCACAGUGAAACAAAAGGGUUCAAAGAGAAGUGGUUGUACCCAGAAAACCCUCAGAAAGACCCGAAUGACCCAGCGGAGAAGCUGUUGGGGAAUGAGGUUGCGAGAGCUGAACCUGUUGGCCGGCGCUUGUCCCCUGUAGUGGCCAGCCUGGAGCUGGGCGUGCUGAUGUUCCUGGGGUUUGCGGCUCAGGCGAUAGCGCUGGAAACGGCAAUGGCGGGGCAUGUGGCACUGCUCUUCACCAUCUCGGUGAUUCUGGUGCCUCUUCUGGAGUCGAUCGGUGGCAAGCCGUUGACACCGGCCACCAUGAUCGCCACCAGUCUUUCUGUGAUUGGCACCGGCCUCCUCGAGUACCGCGGCAAGGGCCUGGGCCUGGCACUGCCGUCGUUCGGCGACACGUGGGGCAUCCUCUCCGCCACCGCUUUCGCCUUGCACGUGGUGCGAUCCGAGGUGUACGCCAAGAGCUGGCGAGCGACGGGCGGCGGGAGCGAGACGCCCGCGCGCUGGCAACAAGGCCACAGCAGCGAGACUGUGCCACUUACCGCGGACCACCAUAAGGUUGAUGUCAGCACUGAUCAGGGAGCCGGCAGUAUGCAGACGACUCAGAAUCUAGAUACAAGCAAGACGUCGCGCUUCAGCAGGCUGGCACUCGACACUACGGAAAUGGGCGACCAGCACCCGCGGGAUCCCUCUGUAAAACAGCCGCCGGCAGCCGAGCCGUGGUCCCCGAUCGCAUUAGUGCUGAUGCAAACGCUGGUGGUCAGCGUCCUGUCAGUCGUCUGGUGGGUGGUCGAACUGUCGAGGGGCCUCUGCCACGUGGCACCGACCCAGGAGAUGAGCCAACUAGACACUGCCACGUGGAUGGAAACGCUCGUGUACGAGCCCACCUGGCGCCAGCUGGCGCACCUACCGUGGCCGGCCAUGGUCUACACCGGGGUGGUCUCGACAGGCAUGUGCGAGUGGCUCGAGUUCCACUGCCUCCAGUCCGUGUGCGCGUCGACGUGCGUGCUGAUCUACACGUCCAUCUCCAUCUACGGCGCCUUCUUCGCGUGGCUGCUGAGAGGCGAGACGCUCGGAGUGUCGGGGGUCGUCGGGGCGGCCGUCGUCAUAUGCGCGAGCGUGUGGGUGCAGCUCGCGGAGCUGCGGACGUCGAACUGCCAACGGGAAGGGGACACGUGUCCGCAGCAGCAAGGCAAAGGGUAA